Pseudophryne corroboree (corroboree frog) is the source of this 4525-nucleotide messenger RNA. It is a transcript of the gene KMT5B, whose product is annotated as lysine methyltransferase 5B. Lineage: Eukaryota; Metazoa; Chordata; Amphibia; Anura; Myobatrachidae. The record is from RefSeq and is a predicted model, not a curated record. Gene Ontology annotation, molecular function: histone H4K20 methyltransferase activity; protein binding. Bases 493 to 3063 code for a protein of 856 amino acids. The transcript is spliced from 11 exons. Gene Ontology annotation, cellular component: nucleus.
GUGUUGCGGCCUCGGCCCCGCCGCCAUCUUGAAUGUUAAUGUUUCCUUACGAGAAAAAAAAAUUAUAUAUAUAUAUAAAUAUCCCCCCUCUCUCCCGGUGCAUCACUUGUGACAUUAACCCUUUCCACCUCACACGCCUUUUACCCUGCUAUCUGCACUAACGGGAUCCCCCUCUCACACAUGUUCUCAUGUCGACAACAGAUCUGCACUAUUUGUAAUAAAAAUCCGAUUUGUGUGAUUUUAGGGCGUCUUAAUCCUUGCUGGAGCGAUCUGAAGGGAGGAGGUGGCCCAUCCUAUUGCCUCAAGCCCAGCAAAAUGUUUAACUUUGCAAAAACACUGAUGUGAGAAAUGAAAAUCUGUCAGCAUCCAGCAUUGUGACUGAUACAUUCCUGAGUGAAGGAGGCCUGAACAUCUGGGUACACCCAUUUGUCCUAUUUGUCAGGGCCUAAUCAGAGAGUGACUAAAUGCAACUAGGCCAGGCUGAAUGUUGGCAUGAAGUGGUUGGGCGAAUCCAAGAACAUGGUAGUGAAUGGCAGGAGACAUGGCAGCAGGCUGUCCAGUGAACACUAUCUGAGUCAGAGUAAGCCGCAAAGUUCAGGGAGAGAAAACUUAAGAGCCAGCAAAAAUGUUUCCGAUCAAAGAUCAAGCAGGUGUAGCACUGGCUCAACACAUGCAUUUGAAUCUCAGAGUCGCUAUGUUCCUUCUUCUGGAAUGUCUGCAAAAGAGCUAUGUGAAAAUGAUGAUCUUGCAACAAGUCUGGUAUUGGAUCCCUAUUUGGGGUUUCAGACCCACAAAAUGAAUACCAGGUUUCGCCCAAUUAAAGGGAGGCAGGAGGAGCUGAAAGAAGUGAUUGAGCAUUUCAAGAAAACUGAACACCCGGAGAAAACCUUCAAAAGUCUGACAUCUGGCGACUGGGCACGGCAUUAUUUUCUGAACAAGAAUAAAAUGCAAGAGAAACUUUUCAAGGAACAUGUCUUCAUUUACUUGAGAAUGUUUGCAACUAGCAGCGGGUUUGAAAUAUUGCCUUGCAGUCGUUAUUCCUCGGAACAAAAUGGCGCCAAAAUAGUUGCAACUAAGGAAUGGAAGCGUAAUGACAAAAUAGAGCUUCUUGUGGGUUGUAUUGCUGAACUGUCUGAGGCGGAAGAAAAUAUGCUUUUGCGUCAUGGAGAAAAUGACUUUAGCGUCAUGUACUCCACAAGGAAAAACUGUGCUCAGCUGUGGCUUGGGCCAGCUGCCUUCAUCAACCAUGAUUGCAGACCUAAUUGUAAGUUUGUAUCAACUGGCCGUGAUACUGCAUGUGUUAAAGCCCUGAGGGAUAUUGAGCCUGGGGAAGAGAUCUCUUGUUAUUAUGGCGAUGGCUUUUUUGGUGAAAACAACGAGUACUGCGAAUGUUACACAUGUGAAAGGCGGGCGACUGGUGCUUUUAAAUCCCGAGUUGGACUUAAUGAGCCGCCUCCUGUGAUCAACAGUAAAUACGGACUGAGGGAAACAGACAAACGUUUAAACAGACUCAAAAAGCUUGGUGACGGCAGCAAAAACUCAGAUGACCAGUCGGUCAGCUCCAACACGGAUGCUGACACAUCUCAGGAAAAAUCAACAAGAAACAAAAAAUCUUCAAUUGCGAAGAAGAACGGGAAAAGUAGAACCUUGACAAGACAGUCUAUGUCACAAAUUUCAGUUUCAUCCUCUUCUACCUCAUCCAAACACACUCACACAAAUAAUUCCAGGGUACCAAAGAGACUGAGAAAGCCUGUAAAGCCUUUACAUUCUAAAAUCAGAAUGCGAAAUCACUUCAAACGAUCUGAGCAAAGAAAUGCUUCAAAAAAGCUUGAAGUAGGAAACCUAGUACUUAAAGAACCUAAAGUAGUUUUGUAUAAGAACAUCCCCAUUAAAAGGGAUAAAGAGAGUGGGGCACCAGCAAAGCUGAAAGAAACUACUGGUUGUUUGACAAGACAUGCAGCAAGAGAAUAUAAACUGAAUUCUUUGAAAGGCACUCAUGGUGAAUCGUCUUCGUGUACAUAUAUAACACGAAGUUCUAUAAGAACAAGAAACUCCAUGGAAACAACCGAUGCCAAGCUUCUGCCAAACACUUUGGAUGGUUCUAGAAGCAGCACUGGGAGUGAUACACUGUUGCACAGAACUGAUCCUCAAGGUCAGUUGGUUCAUAAAAAUGAACUUGCUCAAGAAACCUCAAAAAGACAGGACAGUAGAUAUAAGAAAAAUGGUUUGUGUUACUCUAAAAGGAAAUCUAGAUGGAACAGACACUUGAAGCAAGCUACUUGCACAGAAGCGUCAAAUUCAGUUUUUGAAACCUCUGACAAAGCUAAUACUUUGUCUGAUUUAGAAAACUCGCCUUGCGACUCUGGUGUAGGAGGUGCUGUUUCUGAUAGUCCUGCUGAUUAUACAGAUCUGCGAAAAUCCUCAGAUUGCCCUGUGGUCACAUCAGAAAUAAGGACAAAAGAUACCAUUAGAACUGUUAAAAGUAAAAAAAGCAGGCGCAUCACAAGAUAUGACGCACAAUUAAUUCUUGAAAAUAGCACUGGAAUUCCAAAACUAACACUUCGCAGACGUCAUGACAGCAACAGCAGCAAAACGGAAAAGGAGAAUGAAGGAAUGAGCUCAUCAAAAAUUAGCAUUAAAUUAAGUAAAGACCAUGAAAAGGACAACAACUUAUAUGUAGCAAAACUAAACAAUGGUUUUCACUCAGGAUCAGGGAGCAGUUCGACAAAAUUAAAGAUCCAGUUAAAGAGAGAAGAAGAAAGCAGAAUGUCUUUUCCAGAGGAACUGCAUGACAAUGGAGUGUAUUGUAGUGACACGUUAUCACUAUUGGGUACAAGGAUGGAAGUUGAUGAUUAUGAUCAUUACGAGCAAGAGAGUGUGGAGGAAUCUUCAAGUGAAGAAGAGGGUGAAGAAGACGAUGAUGAAUAUGAUGAUGAAUUUGAAGACGACUUUAUUCCUCUCCCACCAGCAAAACGUUUGAGGCUUAUUGUAGGGAAGGACUCUAUCGACAUUGAUAUAUCUUCCCGGAGGAGAGAAGAUCAGUCUUUAAGGCUUAAUGCGUGAAACACCCAUUUUAUAAAGUUCUUUUUUUUUUUUUUUUUUUAAUUGACCAGAACAGUAAUUUUUACUCAUUACUUAAAAAAAAAAAAGAAAACUUAUUCCAUUCAAUUAUUCCUGAACUAAAAAACUACGUUUUAGAGACUGCACUUAUGUAUUGUUAGUCCACUCUGAAUUGAAAUUGUAGAAAGUGUACAGCGGACUUGCAUUUUUUGAUUUUUACUGUACUUUUUAACAGUCUUAUGUGCAAUUUUGAGUUAAAAGGCAAAAAACAAAAAAGCGUGUCCUAUUGUAUAUUAUGGGAGGGAAAUGUAUAGAGAUAGUAAACUUUACACACGGGACAAUAAAAUCUAAUAUUGUGGCUACCCAAUCAUACUACCCAGGUCAUAGGAACUCUACAGUAUCAUAAAUAUUUUAACAAAAAUCACAGUAGUGUCAUUAAGUUUUUUUAGUAUGUUUAUUAUCACCAGCAAUGUAUUUACAGCUUUCAAAUUUAUUUGCUUGAUAUCUUGUCCUCCAUAAGUUCUCCUGUCAGAAGUCUAUUUUGUAAUGUAAUUCUAUCCUAAAAGUACUGUCUGUGGCCUUUGUUAGUAGCAAACUCUUCAUUAGAGGUCAAAUUUGAUUUCUUAAAAAUGAAAAAUUUGAGAAAAAUUCUAAAUGGUGUUUGCUUUAUCCUUUUAGCACAUUUUAUGUACGGGGUCUAGCCGUAUGCAGAAUAAAAGUUUGGAUAUGGUGUAUUUAUUGCUUGUUAUAUAAAUAAAAAAACAAUACUUGUAUUUAACACUUUUCAACAAUUUCUAGAUAAAAUUGUUCUUUGCAAGAAUAAUUGGUGCUUAUUUUUUCAUGGAAAAAAAUGCUGUGAAAUAAAAAAUGUGACAAGGAAGAAAUGUACCCAUAUAAAUGCAGCUGUCAUUUUUGUUUUCUUUUUAUAUAUAUAUAUAUAUAUAUAUAUAUAUAUAUAUAUAUUCAUCUUCUGUUGCACUUUGGCAAAACUAGAACGGACUGAACAUUUUAAACCUUUCGUCUGAUAGUAAGCUAAAGGUAUGUUUUUCUCUUGUAUAAACCUUAACAUGUAAAUACUAUUGUAAAUAUGUGUGUUGUGAGGAUUUUUAUUUCUGCCAUAAAAGUUGAUUUACUAUAACAGAUACAGGUUUCUAAGUUAAGUUCUCAUGUCAAUAAAAUAGGAAAUUGUAUACUGAAAUUUAAUUACUGAUUUGACUUUGUUUUUUAAUGAAUGAUUUUGCUUGUUUUUGCUUUCGGAUCAUGAUCUCCCCUAGGCACAGCAAGCACAAAUGGGCGAAAAUGUACAGUACUGCAACAGGUCCUAACUAAUUUGAGUAAAGCUACACCUUUUUAAGAGAAAAACAUUCAAUAUGACUGUGUAAUACGCACUAAUCGGCUCAUUUUAUGUUAUAUUCGCUUGUGAAAUGGUGAAUGUGAACACUAAUAAAGUAAUGGUCUUAAUUUA